This is a messenger RNA of Osmerus eperlanus (European smelt), 3898 nucleotides long. RefSeq names its product adenylate cyclase 2a (gene adcy2a). Bases 290 to 3586 code for a protein of 1098 amino acids. Gene Ontology annotation, biological process: adenylate cyclase-inhibiting G protein-coupled receptor signaling pathway; cAMP biosynthetic process; adenylate cyclase-activating G protein-coupled receptor signaling pathway. The transcript has 25 exons. The record is from RefSeq and is a predicted model, not a curated record. Gene Ontology annotation, cellular component: plasma membrane. Gene Ontology annotation, molecular function: adenylate cyclase activity. Lineage: Eukaryota; Metazoa; Chordata; Actinopteri; Osmeriformes; Osmeridae.
CUUUCUCUCUCUCUCUCUCCUUGCCCGUACAUUUCCCUCCCUCUCUUGCGCACUGCUCUCCUGUCAGUUUCAGUCCCAGCAUGUUUCCAGAGGAGCAGCGCAGCAGCAGCCUGUCUCCCCAUCUCUCCAGCCUCCACGCACCGCGGACGCCGGCAGCUCCUCGCGUCUAGGAGCCCAGCCCAGAAGAAGAGCCACGGCGACGCCAGGGUCCAGGAGCUCCGCGCCGGCCGCCCUCCCCGGCUCCAGGCUGGCCGCCGCCUCCAGCUCCUCGCUCUCCGCCCCUGGCUCCAUGUGCCAGGAGGCGGUGCGGAGGCGCCGCUGUCCGCCCGGCAGGAGCACGGAGGAGGCUGGAGGAGCAGGCUGCAGCGCGGCAGGGGCAGGCGGGAGCAGAGCGCCGGGCUGGCUGUACGAGUCCUACUACUGCAUGAGCCAGCAGCAUCCGCUCAUGGUGUUCCUGCUGCUCAUCGUGAUGGGAGCCUGUCUCGCCCUGCUGGUAGUGUUCUUCGCUGCGGGUUUGGACAUGGAGGAGCACAUAACCUUCAUCAUCACCGUCCCCACCGCUCUGGCCCUCUUCCUCAGCGUGUUCGUGCUGGUCUGCAUCGAGUCCGUCUUCAAGAAGCUGCUGCACAUCUUCUCCCUGGCCAUCUGGGCAUGCCUGGUUGCCAUGGGUUACCUCUUCAUGUUCUUCGGGGGCAUCCUCAGGCCCUGGGACCAGGUAUCCUUCUUCCUGUUCAUCGUGUUCGUGGUGUACACAAUGCUGCCCUUCUCCAUGCGGGGCGCGGUCAUCGCCAGCACCCUCACCUCCUCCUCACACACGCUGGUGCUGGGAGCCUGCCUGUCAGUCUCCACCGAGGACAGGGACUCUCUGGUCUGGCAGAUUUUGGCCAAUAUCAUAAUUUUCAUCUGUGGGAACAUAGCAGGAGCGUAUCAUAAACAUCUGAUGGAACUGGCCCUGAAACAGACCUACCACGACACAUGCAACUGCAUCAGGUCCCCUAUCAAACUAGAGUUUGAAAAACGACAACAGGAACGCCUCCUGUUGUCCUUGUUACCGGCUCACAUCGCUCGAGUGAUGAAGGCUGAGAUCAUACAGAGGUUGCAAGGCCCAAACUUUGGCCAAGUGGAGAAUGCUAACAACUUUCACAACUUGUAUGUCCAACGGCACAUCAACGUCAGUAUAUUGUAUGCUGAUAUAGUAGGCUUCACUCGUUUGGCUAGCGACUGUUCUCCCGGAGAGUUGGUCCACAUGCUUAAUGAACUUUUCGGCAAAUUUGAUCAAAUUGCCAAGGAAAACGAAUGCAUGAGGAUAAAAAUUCUGGGAGACUGCUAUUACUGUGUGUCUGGCCUGCCAGAGUCGCUUCCAAACCAUGCCAAGAACUGUGUGAAAAUGGGCCUUGACAUGUGUGAAGCUAUAAAAAAAGUGCGAGAUGCUACAGGAGUGGACAUCAACAUGCGUGUCGGAGUGCAUUCUGGGAACGUCCUGUGUGGCGUCAUUGGCCUCCAGAAAUGGCAAUACGAUGUCUGGUCACAUGAUGUCACCUUGGCCAAUCAUAUGGAGGCUGGGGGAGUUCCAGGGCGAGUCCACAUCACCUCGGUGACGCUGGAGCACCUCAAGGGGGCGUACCUGGUGGAGGACGGCGAGGGGCAGGAGAGAGACCCCUACCUCAAGGAGCACAGGGUCAUCACCCACCUGGUCAUCAACCCCAAGGUGGAGCGCCGUAGCCCCCUGCACCAGUACCGGCCGCGCCACGCCCCCAAGAUGAGGGCGUCGGUACGGAUGACGCGCUACCUGGAGUCCUGGGGCGCUGCCAAGCCCUUCGCUAACCUGCACCACCGCGACAGCAUGACCAACGACAAUGGCAAGAUCAACACGGCUGAUGUGCCCAUGGGCCAGUACCAUUUCCAGAGGAGAUCUGAGAGAACCAAAUCUCAAAAGAAGAGAUUUGAAGAAGAAUUCAAUGAGAGGAUGAUUCGAACUUUUGAUGGAAUUAAUUCCCAAAAACAAUGGCUCAAAUCAGAGGACAUUCAGAGAAUAUCAUUAUUCUUUCACAACAAGGUGUUAGAGAAAGAGUACAGAGCGACUACUUUACCUGCUUUUAAGUACUAUGUCACCUGUGCUUUUUUCAUCUUCGUCUGCAUCUUUAUCGUUCAAAUUCUGGUCUUGCCAAAAACCGCAGUCCUGGGGUUGUCCUUUGGGACGGCUUUUGUUUUUCUGUCCCUGAUUCUGCUAGUAUGUUUUACUGGCCAUUUUAUGCAUUGCAGUAAAGGUGCCUCCAUUUCCUGGCUUUGGCUUCUGAGGUCGUCUAGCAUCAUCGCUAACAAGCCAUGGCUCCGUAUCAGUCUGACUAUGACCACCACGGCCCUGAUCCUGGGGAUGUGUGUCUUCAACAUGUUCUUCCUGGACAAUGACAUGAUGGCUCCAGCUGCCGUUUACAAUUCAACCAAUGAGACAAUGUUUUACAAGAACGGCCAACCAUUCAUGUUUAAUGACAAGAACUAUUUCUACCUUCCAUACUUCAUCUAUAGCUGCAUCCUGGGCUUGAUAUCCUGUUCUGUUUUCCUGAGGAUCAACUACGAGCUGAAAAUGGUCAUCAUGCUAACAGCUGUCGUUGUGUACAACAUCAUCUUUCUUCAGACGCACAGCUUCCUGCUAGAUGAGUACAGCAAGUUCCUCUACAAGGCAGACAUUCUGGACAGGCCGGGAGUUCUGAAGAACCUGAAGACUAUGGGCUCCUUCUCCCUCCUCAUCUUCUUCAUCACCCUGCUGGUGCUCGCCAGACAGAAUGAAUAUUACUGUAGGUUGGACUUCCUGUGGAAGAACAAGUUCAAGAGGGAGUGUGAGGAGAUCGAGACGAUGGAGAACCUCAACAGGGUUCUGCUGGAGAACGUCCUACCCGCCCACGUCGCGGAACACUUCCUGGCGCGCAACUGGAAGAAUGAGGAUUUGUAUCAUCAGUCAUAUGACCUGGUGUGCGUCCUGUUUGCCUCUAUCCCGGACUUCAAGGAGUUUUACACUGAGUCAGAUGUCAAUAAGGAAGGCUUGGAAUGCCUCAGAUUACUCAAUGAGAUCAUCGCAGAUUUUGAUGAGUUGCUGUCCAAGCCCAAGUUUAGCGGUGUGGAGAAGAUCAAGACCAUCGGAAGCACGUACAUGGCAGCCACUGGACUCAACGCAUCACCAGGACCUGAACACACACAGGAUGACAGACAGUAUAUGCACAUUGGUACCAUGGUGGAGUUCGCCUUUGCCUUGGUGGGCAAGCUUGACGUCAUCAACAAGCAUUCCUUCAACGACUUCAAACUCAGAGUUGGUAUCAACCACGGGCCGGUCAUCGCAGGAGUGAUCGGAGCCCAGAAACCCCAGUACGACAUCUGGGGGAACACGGUGAAUGUAGCCAGCAGGAUGGACAGCACAGGGGUCCUGGGCAAAAUACAGGUGACGGAGGAGACGGGGCGGAUCCUGCGGGCGCUGGGCUACACCUGCACCUGCAGAGGAGUCAUUAACGUGAAGGGGAAAGGCGAUCUGAAGACCUACUACGUCCACACGGAGAUGAGCCGCUCGCUCUCUCAGGGGAACCUCAUGCCCUGAGACGCCGCCUCGUGUCCAUGGCCUCACCCCUCGCCAUGGCAACCGGCCCUGCGGAGCCAGCAGCGAAGAGACACUGUGUUUGUUUCUGUGGGUCUCUCUGCCCAGUCCCUUACUACGCACAUUCUUGGGUGUAGUCACACACAGUCCAGUACUGUUUGGGGAUAAACAUUUUGUAGUGAACGUGUGUGUGGUCUUGACGCUGGACUUAUUUGGGAAUUAUUUUUGUUUUUUGUAAGAGAAGACAACCAGAAAUGUUUUAUGAUGCUUUAAUGCCAUUGUUUUUGUAAAAUAAACAUUUGUAUGUAUUUAAUG